Molecule: messenger RNA, 597 nt
Organism: Entrophospora candida
Lineage: Eukaryota; Fungi; Glomeromycota; Glomeromycetes; Entrophosporales; Entrophosporaceae
Source: the annotation of a GenBank genome assembly
AUGCAUAAAAAAUCAGUUCUCUACUUUUUUACUAUUGCUCUUCUCGCCUCCUCUUCUCUUUCCAGUCCAAUCGAAACCGGUGAAAAUGGAAAAGUUGUAGAACGUCGCCGUUACGAUGAAGAUUAUAAUAAGAGAGGUUAUAAAUCUGAAGUGAAGAGAGGAGACGACGAUUACGAUUACGACAACGACAAGAAAUAUGAUGACUAUAAUAAAUAUGACGACAAGAAAGACUACGAUUACGACUACGACCAUAAAUAUGACGACAAGAAAGACUACGACUACAAAUAUGACGACCAUAAAUAUGACGACAAGAAAGACUACGACUACGACUACGACAAGAAAUAUGAUGAUAAGAAAGAUUAUAAUAAGAGAAGCUAUAAAUAUAAAGUGAAGAGAGGAGACGACGAUUACGAUUACGACAACGACAAGAAAUAUGAUGACUAUAAUAAAUAUGACGACAAGAAAGACUACGAUUACGACUACGACAAGAAAUAUGACUAUAAUAAAUAUGACGACAAGAAAGACUACGACUACAAAUAUGACGACCAUAAAUAUGACGACAAGAAAGACUACAAAUAUGACAACUACAAGUAUUAA